Molecule: messenger RNA, 1965 nt
Organism: Colletotrichum chrysophilum
Lineage: Eukaryota; Fungi; Ascomycota; Sordariomycetes; Glomerellales; Glomerellaceae
Gene: NPL4
Product: nuclear protein localization protein 4
Exons: 4
Coding region: 1-1965 (654 amino acids)
Biological process (GO): ubiquitin-dependent protein catabolic process
Cellular component (GO): nucleus
Molecular function (GO): ubiquitin binding; ubiquitin protein ligase binding
Source: RefSeq, a predicted model, not a curated record
AUGCUUCUCAGACUCCGAGGGCCCGAUGGCAUGAGCCGCCUGACCAUCGACAAGGACGAGACCUUCGGCGAGCUUGGACGUCAGCUGCUUCCGAACCUUCCAAAGACGGUCGACCCCAGCACCAUCACUCUUUCUAACGCCCCCACCGGCGGCGAUGCUAAGAAGCUCGUUGAUAUUACGAACUUCAAGAUUGGACAGAUUGGACUGAAGCACGGCGACCUCAUCUUCAUCAACUACCAGCACCAGGACAGUCUCUCAAAUGGCGCCACCAAUGGCGCCCAGCCAACGUCCCAUCCACUCGCGUCCUCGAACCGUCUCAACGGAAAGCCCAUCCUCCCCACCGAAGACCUCCCGAUCGAUCCUCCUCCAGUGACUUCACCCUCCGAAAAGAUCAAAAACCCCUGGGAAGUCGUUAAGCAGCACCCUCUCGACGACCGCUUGGACAAGAAGGAUGGCAAGAUUCCGAGAAAGCGCGACAAGAUGUGCCGCCACGGCGAGAAGGGCAUGUGUGAUUACUGCAUGCCCUUGGACCCAUUCAACGCCAAGUAUCUGGAGGAGAAGAAGAUCAAGUACUUGUCAUUCCACUCGCACCUACGAAAGAUCAACUCCGCCACGAACAAACCCGAGCUGGGUAGCUCCUUCAUUCCUCCUCUGGUGGAGCCAUACUUCAGAGUAAAGCGCGACUGUCCAUCCGGCCAUCCGCUGUGGCCCGAGGGCAUCUGCACCAAGUGCCAGCCUAGCGCCAUUACUCUUCAACCCCAGCCAUUCCGCAUGGUCGAUCACGUCGAGUUUUCGUCGCCCAACAUCAUCGAUAGUUUCAUUGACGCUUGGAGAAAGACAGGAGGCCAGCGACUGGGUUACAUGUACGGCAGGUAUACCGAGUACGAAGUCGUGCCACUUGGUAUCAAGGCAGUUGUGGAGGCCAUCUACGAGCCACCUCAAGUGGACGAACUUGACGGAAUCUCCCUAAACGGCUGGGAAAAUCAGAAGGAUAUUGACGAUGUCGCAAGACUGUGCGGUCUGCAAAAGAUUGGCGUCAUUUGGACAGACCUUCUGGAUGCGGGCGCUGGUGACGGAUCGGUGGUGUGCAAGAGGCACGCGGAUUCUUACUUCUUGUCUUCCCAAGAAAUCUGUUUCAUUUCACGUUUGCAGGCCCAGCACCCGAAGCCCACCAAGUGGAGCGACAGCGGCAGAUUCGGUUCUAACUUCGUCACCUGCAUCAUUUCGGGCAACGAGUCGGGCGAGAUUUCCAUUUCUUCGUAUCAAGCGUCCAACGACGCCGUUGAGAUGGUGCGCGCCGACAUUAUUGAGCCCUCGGCCGAUCCCAACGUUAUGCUUGUUCGCGAAGAGGAAGAGGAUGAUGGAUCCGUCAGUCGCACAAGAUACAUUCCGGAGGUCUUCUAUCGCAGAAUCAACGAGUACGGAGCCAAUGUCCAGGAGAACGCCAAGCCGUCUUUCCCGGUUGAGUAUCUCUUUGUGACACUGACGCACGGCUUUCCGGAUGAGUCCAAGCCGACCUUCACACAGCUCGGUUUCCCUAUCGAGAACCGUGAGUACAUGGGUGAGAGCCAGGAACACUCAGCAGUCGCCAGAAUCCUCAAGUUUUCGGGAGGUCAGAAGCCAGCUGAAGGUGGCCUUGAAAUGUCCAACUUUCAUCUACUGUGCUUCAUCCACCAGAUGGAUAUCUUGUCAAAGGAUGAAGAGUCACUACUCUGCCGAGUUGCGUCGCAGCACGAUCUUGCCGACACAUAUCAGCUACGAUCUACCCCUGGCUGGCAGACUUUGCAGGCGAUUCUGCAAUCGACUGGUGAGCGAAUCCCCAAGCGCCCACGGGAGUCCGGGGGCCAUUCCAAUUCCAAUUCAAUUGAUGCUACUGCUUAUCCGCGACCCCCUGGUACCACGGAAGAACCGCUGGCUAAACGAUUUGCUGCCUUCAGGCUGAACGAGCGCCGCCCACCGGGGUAA